UGUAGUAUUAGAUUUUAUAUGAAAUUAUUGAUUCUAAAUUUUUUAUGCGAUUAAGGUGUUCAUAGUUGAAGAAAUACAGUUUGAUGAACGGUAACUUCCAUUUCGCAAGGUGGCGCCGCCUUCCCGCACCGCGCCGACGCCACACGCGUAUAAAAUAAUCACUGCACCAUUUUUUUCUAAACCACUUGACGAUCAAAAAAUAUGAUGUUAGUUAAUUGCCAUCAUCAACCGUAUAGGCUUCUUCCGAAGCGCAUAAUCCUCGUCCGCCGGCACCGUCGACGCCGCCACUCCCGACAACCGAAUACCCCUCACUGAACAGUUCGAUCGCACCGACUCUCAGAUCUACGACCUCGUCUCAAACUCCGGGAAUAGGCCGAGAACAGAAUCAUCGGGAAUGUCGUAUCCGAGAUCAGGAUUUCGGCAAUUUUCAGGUUCCCGAACAGAUGAAGGUGAUCAGGGAGAUUAGGGAAAGGUUUGGGAGGUUCUUCUAUCGAAUUUUUUUCUUCCGUUUUGUUGUUUUUUUUUGCGCGUUUGAUUUGAUUAAAGCUGUUGCCUCUGCAAUUAUUGAUUAAUCAGCGAUUACAUUUUUUUCACUUUUUGUCCUCUUCGUAGAAAGUUACAUUCUCUAUUCGUUUUGAAGAUUGGGAGCAUCUCAACCAUAGUCUAAGCUUUCGAUUAUUGGCCAUGAAUUGAAUAUUGAUAGUAGUAAUUUUACACUAUCUGUAUUAUUAUCAAGCAGAAUAGCUAGUACCUGAUUACUUUAGUACAAAGUAGAAGAACACUCGACGUAGUGUUUCCUUGAGGUUUUGGAUGAACAAUUACCAAAUUAUGAACGUAUUUUUUGUCCUUAUACUAAUUUGCUGUUCGCAAGACAAUUAUUAAACUAUUGUGGCAUAUAGUGUAUAAAACAUGCCUGCUGAAAUGGUCUUCCUUUGAUGCAAUGGAUCUGAGAGCAUUUUUGUUUGCAGUAUAUGACAAGUUGAUGCAGUUGUUUGUUUUAUUAGAAAAUAUUUUCGGAGACAUUUGAAAAGGUGCACAGUAAUGUUAUAUUUGACAGUAUCUGCAUUUCUUCUGAUUCUUAUGCUAGGCUUAGACAAGGAGAUAACAAUUGCUUCAUGAACUUAUUCUAACCAGUCAUUGUUCUGCCAUGGAUUGUGUACAGUAGACAGAAAACUGGUGCUGCAUUCGGAGUUAGUUUCGAUAGAAGUCAUGCUGGUAAUUCUAAACUGCUGUGAUUGCUGUGUUACAAUUGAAUUUGGCAUAUCCACACAGAUUCUCUUCAGUAAUACUUAAAGGUUUACUUUCUCAUUUGUUUGGCAUGCCACUUACUCUGGCAUGACACAAAAAUUAUGGCAAGAAAUACUGGGCUGUCAAUUGUGAAGAAAGGAGUCCUUGAUUCUACAAAAUUAAAUUUCUAUGAAAACCCAUAUUGACAUAUAUCAUCUAACUCCACAUCUAUAGUAGUUUGCUCUUUGGUGUUGGCAAACUUAUCGUUGAGUUAUUAUGUAUGUAUUAUUAGGGUAGUCUUUCUCUCGAAAUGUUUUCGUGUUAUGAUCUGUUAAUUGUGUACAAGUUCAUUUUCCACAUGUUCUCUCAUAUGUGUGAGAGUGGUGUGCUUCAUUGCAUUAUGUCAUUUAUGUGAAUUUUUUGUUAUUAAUGGGGAGAAUAAAAAGUUGGAGAAGAAAAGAUAAGAAAGGAAGAAGAGGGUUCACUGUUGAGUAAGUGGGAAGGCUUCAGUUAUUGGCUGCAAAGGGGGUAAAAAGUGGGAAGGUGGAGGACCAGGGAGAGGCUUUGCUGGACAGUGACCAGUGGGUACUGACAGCUUGAAGCAAAAAGAUGACAAAGAAGGAUAAGAGAAAAGAUAGAAAAUAGAAACACAAAAAAAAAGUGUAUAAACAUAUUAUAAUCAUGAUCACUCGAUUUUUAUGUGUUGUUUAAUUUCCCCUCUGUUACUUGAAUCAUCCAUCUAGCCACCCCAGAAAACAAGAGCAGAUCGUGACUCGAAAUUUAUGAUUUUAAGGUUUUCUUGAAUCCUUAUGGAGGGACAUAGAUAUGAACAGGCUCCAUCGCAACCAACUGACGACUUUAACCUUGUUAUCGUAUCACACGGACUUGCAAUUCAUGUGUUUCUUAUGAAGUUGUUUAAAUGGACAGUCGAGCAAUUUGAGCUCUUGAAUAAUCUUGGGAAUUGCGAGUUGCAAGUAAUGCAGCUAGGCGAUGGCGGAGAAAACAGUCUCGUGGUCCAACACAGUGAAGAACAAAUCCGAGAGUGGGGAUUAUCCCCUGAUAUGAUAGCAGAACAGCGGUGGCAAUCUGAAGCUAACAAGGGUGACUGGAACGACAGGCAUCGCGACAUGUAAUUUAAUAUUCGAUUUGUGUGUAAAAGAUAUUUGUUUGAAGGUGUUGUAGGGAAGAAUAGAAAUUUUGUCAUGGACUGCCAGUUGUUAGUAUCUUGAAACUGUUAUCCUGUCUGGUUCUCGUUUCCCCCAAAAGGAAUCUGAAAAUCUGAUGUGAUAACAUUUAUGUGAGAGAGGGAUCAACAGGAAUCAAUUAUUAGUAACCACAGACAAAAAUGCAAGGCUAUCCCACUGGUGUGAGACAGAGACUUGACAUUGCAUGACACAAAAGAGGAGACAAAUUCAAGUACAUUCACCUUUUAAUUACUCACGAGAUAUGUUAUCCAAACAAAGAAUAGACUCUCCUCAUUGUGUGUGUUUGUGGCCUUCACAUAAUUAAUAACUCUACUAAAAUCUGUCAUGAUGGACACGCCCCAAUCCCAUGGGCAACACCAUGAGAUAAUCCCGUCUUCGUCCCUCCUCAUUAUAGUUGUUCCCGUCAUCCUCCUCGUCGCUAUACUACUUCUGGCAGCGAUGCUCCGCUGCCUCCACUCCUCCAGAGCCAACAGCAGCAGCAGCGCCGCCUCGAGUAAGAGGGUGGUCCACAACAGCAAUUGCAUGUUCAUUGGUCACAGCACCAUCAAAUUAGAUCCCACUUCAGAGCCUAAAUUUGUGUGCGUCAAUCACAUAAUACACUGUGAAUGGCGGCAGAUGUCAGCUGCAUAUACGGAAAUGCGAGGGUAUCAGGUGCAGGUAUUCACUCUCAAGGAGGCCGAGAAGGCCACCAACAUCUUCUGCGAUGCCAACAUGAUAGGGACGGACGUAUACAGAGGGGUGCUCCGCGAUGGCACCCCUGCGGCCAUCAAGAUCCUCCGCGGCACUGGUAGGUCCGCGGAGCGAGCUUUCCGUUCCCAAGUAGAGCUGUUGUGCCGCGUGCGGUGUUUGUACAUAAGGGAGCUGUUGGGGUACUGUGCUGAUGAGGAGAAGAGGUUGUUGGUGUUGGAGUACAUGGCUAAUGGGUCUCUAGCAGAUCAUCUUCGACGUGGGACGUUGAAAUGGGGCACUCGGUUAAAGAUCGCUCUGGAUUGUGGUCGAGCUUUGGAGUAUCUCCAUGAGCACAUGAGCCCUUCCAUCAUCCACCGCAAUAUCAGAUCCACCACCAUUCUCUUGGAUCCCACCUUCACUGCUAAGCUUUCGGGUUUCGGUCUAGCCAAGAUUGGGUCGGACAAACUCAAUGGCCUCGUUUCUACGCGAGUUCUGGGCACCACCGUAUAUUUUGCCCCAGAGUAUGCAUCUACAGGGAAGCUCACCACUAAAUCAGAUGUGUAUAGUUAUGGUGUCAUUCUCUUGGAGCUGUUAACGGGACGCCUGCCUAUCGAUACCACCCGCCCUCCUGGGGAACAUCUCCUCGUUUCAUGGGCGCUCCCGCGUUUAACCAAUAGAGAGAAAGUGAUGGAAAUGAUGGACCCAGCCCUACAAAGCCACUACUCCAAGAAAGAUCUUGUUCAAGUGGCUGCAAUAGCAGCUAUGUGUGUGCAGACAGAGGCCGAAUAUAGACCUCUGAUCACCGACGUGGUCCAGUCGUUGAUGCCCCUAGUGAAGAACCACUCGGUGCCCAGCUCCUCCGGAUUCGCGCAUACUCCAAGCCCCAAAUUUUGAAACUACGAGUUCACCAUCUAUUUUACUACUACAAACCAGUGUUAUGUUAUGAUGCAUGCAUAGUUGGAUAGAUACAAAUUGGAUUCUUGCAUAUAUAAAUAUAUAUACCGUAAUAACAAGGCACCAAGGUUACCAGAUUCCUCACUUGCUAACCAUAUGUUUAUGUCAUUAUGUGUAUUCACUACAAAUAUGUUCCAUUUGUUGGUCAUCUAUGAGAAUGAGAUGAUCAACUCUUUAUUGAUGGACAUUUCAUCUACAAAUUUGAUUAUUCAAUGAAGUGUAUGAUUAUUCAAGUGAA
This is a messenger RNA of Salvia splendens (bonfire salvia), 4293 nucleotides long. RefSeq names its product receptor-like serine/threonine-protein kinase ALE2. The coding region runs from base 2757 to 3995 and encodes 412 amino acids. Lineage: Eukaryota; Viridiplantae; Streptophyta; Magnoliopsida; Lamiales; Lamiaceae. The record is from RefSeq and is a predicted model, not a curated record. Gene Ontology annotation, molecular function: ATP binding; protein kinase activity. The transcript is spliced from 6 exons. Gene Ontology annotation, biological process: protein phosphorylation.